UAUUUAAGAUAACUCUCCCUUAUCCUUUAUUUCUCUGAUUCAACGGUCAUGGCUUCUUACGGUGUUGUGGAGAAUAUGUUUGUCCAAGAGCUUGCCAGGAAUGGACAAGAUCCACCCCUUCCAUACAUCGCAAGGGAAGAUGACAGACCAACGAAUGUUUCUUCUCCGGCUUCUCCCAUCCCAGCCGUAGAUCUUGAGUUGCUUUUCUCCUCGGAUGGUGAUUCACAGACGAGUGAGAUGUACAAGCUGAGAUCUGCUCUCCAUUCGUGGGGCUUGUUUCAGGCAAUUGGUCAUGGAAUUCCGAGUUCAUUAAUCGAUGAUGUGGGUAAAAUAGCAAGAGAAUUCUUUCAUCUUCCAACAGAGGAGAAAAGAAAGUACUCUAAAGCAGUUUGGCGUGAAGGAAAUGAGACUGAUGAAAUUGCUAUAGAAGGCCAAGUCAUUGAAUGGUGUGACCACCUUUACUUACAGGUACUACCAGAAGAUGAGAGGGAUUUGUCGUGUUGGCCUGAAAAUCCAAGCUCUCUCAGGGAAAUCUUGAAUGAAUAUACAAAGAAGAUAAAGGUGGUGAUUGAGGUAACCCUUAAAGCCAUGGCAAAGUUGUUGGAUUUGGAAGAGGACUACUUUAUAAAGCAGAUCGGGGACAAGGCUACAACGUUCGCGAGGUUUAACUACUACCCACGUUGUUCGCGGCCUGAUCUUGUUCUUGGUAUCAAAUCCCAUUCGGAUGGAAGCAGAAUCACCAUUCUUUUGCCGGAUCAAAUGGUGGACGGUCUUGAGGUCCUCAAAGAUGGCCAGUGGGUCAACGUUCAUGCCAUUCCCUAUGCUCUCAUCAUCAAUGUAGGCGACCAAAUGGAGAUAAUGAGCAAUGGAAUUUUCAAGAGCCCGGUGCAUCGAGUGGUGACAAAUUCAGAGAAGGAAAGGAUCUCUUUGGUCAUGUUUUUAGUAGUUGAUGGGGAAAAAGAGAUCGGCCCUGCAGAUGGAUUGAUUGAUGAGGACAAGGGGCAGCCGAGAUUGUACAAGAAGUUGAAGGUGAAAGAAUAUCUUGAAGUCUUCUACCGAAACUCUUUGCAAGGAAAGAGAUCAAUCGAUUGGGCCAAAGUUUGAAAAGUUUCAAAGUAUGUGGUGUAAUAUAUCGUAGAGAUAUGGUUGUUUCAGCAGUGAGUUGUGAGGUAGGAUGGGUAUUUUGAAGGGGAACAAAAGAUAAUGGAAUACGAUCUGAUAAAAAUUAGUUGUA
This is a messenger RNA of Magnolia sinica, 1234 nucleotides long. RefSeq names its product jasmonate-induced oxygenase 4-like. The transcript is spliced from 4 exons. NCBI's taxonomy places the organism in Eukaryota, Viridiplantae, Streptophyta, Magnoliopsida, Magnoliales, Magnoliaceae. The coding region runs from base 49 to 1104 and encodes 351 amino acids. The record is from RefSeq and is a predicted model, not a curated record.